Molecule: messenger RNA, 1242 nt
Organism: Fopius arisanus
Lineage: Eukaryota; Metazoa; Arthropoda; Insecta; Hymenoptera; Braconidae
Product: coiled-coil domain-containing protein 124
Exons: 4
Coding region: 396-1019 (207 amino acids)
Biological process (GO): transcription by RNA polymerase II
Cellular component (GO): nucleus
Molecular function (GO): transcription coactivator activity
Source: RefSeq, a predicted model, not a curated record
UCUCAAUAUUCGCGUUUGAUUGUUUGGAAAUGGCGAAUUGAUCCAUGGUUAACUUAAUGAAAAACUGACCCCUAGUAUUAAUAUAAAAUUUUUCUAAUGAAUUCUCCAGAAUUUUUAUCAACAUCUAUGCAUUCUAUGAGAGAAAUUCCAUCUAAUUAUUUAUGACAUGGAGAUGCGCAAAUGCGAAUGUUUCCACUGAUAUGAACUAGUGAUUUAAUUCCGCGGGGUUCUAGUGAUGUUCUAGUAACAUUCGAAAAAUAUCGAGUAGCGAAGAAAGUGCGGACUGUAUCUAAGACAAGUGCAUGUAUUCCAGAACAUGUCACUCUUUUUCAAGAACAGAUGAUCAGAGCUAAAUAGCCGAUAUUUCUGGCUAGCGGAGAAUUUGAUUGAUAAAAAUGCCGAAGAAAUUUGUAGGUGAGAAUAGUAAAGCCGUAGCGGCUAGAGCUCGCAAAGCAGCUGCGAAAGAGGCAGAGCAUUCUCGAAAAGCUCAGGAAGCCGAGGAUAAAGCUUGGGAGGAUGAUGACAAGCAAAUUCAAAAAAAGAAACAAAAACAGGAGGAGUUAGAAAAAAAACGACUGCAACAAUUAGAGAAGAAAGCAGAGGCCAAGGCCCUCCUCGAGCAAGAAUUGGCGACAAUCAAAAUUGGUGGCAAACAGCCCGCCUCAAAAAUAACAAGAGCAGAGAUAAUGUCAGCCACCGAGAAACGUAAUCAGGUUGCAAUGAAAAAGAAGGAGGAGGAAAAACCGAUAGAGGAGAAUCUCAACAGAAUUGUCCUAGAAGGAGAAACGGCCCACGGAAUUGACGAGGCCCUUUCGAUCUUAAGCGUCAAAGAUCCAGAGGUGGAUCGUCACCCUGAGAAACGGGUGAAAGCUGCUUACCUCAGUUUCGAGGAGCGCAUGAUGCCACUCAUAAAAGAGCAGAAUCCCACCCUGAGACUCAGUCAGCUCAAGCAAAUUCUGAAGAAGGAAUGGAUGAAAUCACCCGAAAAUCCCCUCAACCAGAGGCUCAUGAAUAACUGAAAUGAAACGAACCUUCCAAUAAAUCGUAAAACAGACAUAUGUGGCUUUUGAAAUAAUUCAAUGAACAAUAAGGGAAUAACUAAUAAUUUAUAACUGAAAUGGAUGUCAUAGGAUACAUGGAACAAAUAACAUUCAUAAAUCAUCUUUGGUACAUAAUUCAACAUGCACAAAAUAUACAAAAUAAAAUACUCAACAAGAGCAAUCUGCAGACUGCAGUUCAUAA